Heterobasidion irregulare TC 32-1 is the source of this 813-nucleotide messenger RNA. RefSeq lists its product as uncharacterized. The annotation marks the transcript as partial. NCBI's taxonomy places the organism in Eukaryota, Fungi, Basidiomycota, Agaricomycetes, Russulales, Bondarzewiaceae. The record is from RefSeq and is a predicted model, not a curated record. The transcript has 4 exons.
GUUUAGUCUUACCUUUGACAUGAACAGGACACAUAGAUGUCCGCCCCCGGCAACGACAUAAACGACUCACCUGUUGGACUCGACCGCCGUCUUAGAGGUCUCGAGCAGCAGGUUGCGAACCUUCGUAACGCAAAGCGCGAAUCAGAGCGCAAGUGUUUUGAAGCUACACAGCGGGGACAGCGGCUUGCGUCGGAACUUGGUUUUGGGAACAUUGAAGAGGCAGAAGAAAAUAUAUCAAUAUACCCUCAGCUCUACAACCGCGCCACUAUCGAAUAUAACUCGACACGAGUGGCUCUGCUGGAACAGCAGCUCAAUAGACUGCAGGAGCUUCGGAAAGGCGACUUUAACAAGAACCAGGAGUUAUCUCGCGCCGUCGCUUCACUUCGUCAAGAGAACGAAGAGCUUAGAACACAGCCAGUAAAUCCCGCAGAUCGACGCGUAAAUCAUGCGGAUCUGCGCGAGUUUUUUCAGGCAGUCAGCCAUGCCUCCGUGCCGACGAGUGUUGAGAGCUCUUCAAUUGCCGAACGGCUUGUGGAUACCCAGGAAGAGCUCUCCGAACUUCAGAAACGCUACGACAGUCUGUUGGAGGUGAAAGAGCGUGCCACCAAAGAACUCAUGAAUUCCAUCAAGAAAUACGAUAGGUUGAGGAAAUGGGCUCAUAAACAAAAAGCUCACAAGAAGUUGAAGGACCGCAUGAGAAAGUCCGCCGACCCGCCUUUUAGUACACCACAGUCCCGCUUCCCUUCACCUUCCGAUCUUAAUAAUGCGCCGGCGCCGUUUGAUUCACCGACUAAUCCGCGUCUGGCUCCAGUU